Messenger RNA from Helobdella robusta, 777 nucleotides. RefSeq lists its product as hypothetical. The transcript is spliced from 5 exons. Gene Ontology annotation, cellular component: membrane. The coding region runs from base 1 to 777 and encodes 258 amino acids. The record is from RefSeq and is a predicted model, not a curated record. NCBI's taxonomy places the organism in Eukaryota, Metazoa, Annelida, Clitellata, Rhynchobdellida, Glossiphoniidae. Gene Ontology annotation, molecular function: transition metal ion binding; heparin binding.
AUGGAAAAAAAAUCCAGUGGAGGACAUAGAAAAUGCAUUAGUGUAGUGGAGCUGAUGUCCAACCAUGGUAACAUCUCAAUCACUAUCAGCGUUUAUUUCAAGCACGACAUCAUCAACAUCGAACUUCUCACGGAUAGUAGGAUCAUUCCGGAUUGGUGUAAGAAGGGGGAUCAAUCCUGCAACAACAACAACAAGAAAAAUGAGGUAGUAGCGGUGCUCCCGUUCAGAUGCUUGACUGAAACCUUCAACACUGAGGCCCUUUUGGUUCCUGAGCCGUGCAUCUUCGACCACCUACACGACUCCUCCUACUGUGCAACCCCGAAGGAAUGGUUGCACCAAUCACGUGCGUCUUGCAAGCAAAAGGGGCUCGUUUCGUACUCGCAAUCCAUGUUGAAGCCCUGUGGCCUAAACAAGUUUUAUGGAGUGGAGUUUGUUUGCUGUCCAGCUGAUUUCAGAGGCGAGGUUGCUGGCGGCGAGAAGAGGGAAGAUAUGCACAAUGGAUUGGAUCCUUGUGCACAACUACAGAGGUUCGCAUGUAACAACUCUAACAUUGAUGUUGUUUCAGCAACUGCUGGCGACAAAAAGUCAUCAGAGGUGGCAGUGGAGUCCAGUGAAAACGUCAUUUUUGACACCGUAGUCGAGGGUGCCUACAACAGGGGGGCCGCGGAUCAUCAUGACGUCAUGAACAACAACAACAACAACAAUAAUAAUAAUAAUAAUAAUAAUAAUAACAAAGUGCACGAUGGUUCUAUCUUAAGACCGGUGAUUAUUAUUUAG